Molecule: messenger RNA, 1484 nt
Organism: Aegilops tauschii subsp. strangulata
Lineage: Eukaryota; Viridiplantae; Streptophyta; Magnoliopsida; Poales; Poaceae
Source: RefSeq, a predicted model, not a curated record
AUGGCGCUGAUGGGGUUCAACAUCGUUGUUGUCAUCGGCUAUUUGGCGAUGGACCUUAGACAACCCCAGCUUCCCGCCCCCCGACGGCACAUCCACGCCUUCUUCGCCUGGAAAGUUACGCCGGUCCUCCUCCAGCACUGGGCUCGCGUGCUGGACAACGACAUGAGGGUUCACCCAUCCUGCUACUGCAUAGUGUUCCUGCCUGCACGCUCCCCCGGCGGCGCCCAGCUCACGCCCACCUUCAACGAAUUUUGCAAGGGCAUCACACAGCAUUCCGGAUCCACCCGUGCCUUGGAGGAAGGCUACCCUACAGCACAAAUUCAGCAGAAGAAGGAGGAGCUGUACGAUCUCAUCGCCGGCGCCUAUGCCAAUUCCGUGACUUCCCAGGCUGACAGAUAUGUUCUCAAGGUUCUCUCCACACAAAUCAAGCCGAGAUCACGGGACCCUCAGUGGUGUGAGAUAACUACAAUCAAGAAGGCGGGCGAGUGGGCUCUGGGAGGGUUUUUUGUUGUUGCUGGUAUCAUAAUUCUUAGUGGCCUUGCUCAGGGUGUGCGUAAGCGGGUGGAGCUCGAGAUGCCCAAGCCUGUGGAGCCGCGCAGAAUCAAAAAGAAACUGCAGAAGCAAGUCGAUGCUAGGGUUCGGCUCUCCUCACCUGUCCCUCUCUCGCGCACACCUCUCCCUCUCGCUCGAGCCGCCGUCGCCUGCCAUCCUCCCCGUCUGCCGCCGCCGCCCCCAUCCUUCCCGUCCGCCGCGCCGCCACCAUCCUCCACGUCCGCCACCGCCAUCCUCCCCGUCCGCCACCGCCGCCCCCAUCCUCCCUGUCCGCCGCCGCCAUGCCAUCGCCGCCACCUACCGGACGGCGCUGUGAAGGAAGCGACCAGAGAGGGAGGCGUCGCCGGUGUCGUGGACCCAUGCCGGCGCAACGACGUGUGCGCGUGCCUCCGCGGGUUCGCGCAGCGGUCGCCGGAGGCGUCGCGGGUCAACUGCGUCGGGGAGGAUGGGCGCGCGCCACGCCGCUAUUCCCCGACACAACGUCCGCCGUUCUUCCUUGGUCGGGCAGUGGUCAAGUGCUUCUUCAAGCUGGGCCGCACGCUGGGAGAGGAGCCCCAGGCCGCAUGCUUCUUCUUGCGCUCCAUCGGGAGAGACCUCGAGGAUGCCAACAUCUGCAAUGGCCUGAAGAACGAGGCAAUUCUUGGAAGCAACACGUACAUGUGGUCUCUCUUUCACUAUGAUUCCAAGAAUCACAACGUCUCCGUGGAGCCGCAGUGGAUAGCAUGGUCUUGUCGCCAUGCUGGGGACGCAGCGGCAGCAUAUAUCCAGUCCAGAUCCGCUGGUUUCAGAUCAACGGAUUACCCCAGUUCAUCUUCCUACUCGCUUCUUUUCUCCUAACACACACAUCCCUGCAAAUUAGACUGUUUUUUUUACAUCUCUUCAUUCCAGUGGUGCAAUUUGCCAUUUAGUACUGAUUAGUUUACACUGAUUUA